Anopheles funestus (African malaria mosquito) is the source of this 3152-nucleotide messenger RNA. RefSeq lists its product as uncharacterized. Lineage: Eukaryota; Metazoa; Arthropoda; Insecta; Diptera; Culicidae. The transcript is spliced from 2 exons. The record is from RefSeq and is a predicted model, not a curated record. The coding region runs from base 961 to 2361 and encodes 466 amino acids.
CAUACUUUUUAUGAUUUUCCUAUCACCGUGCUUAUGGUAAGACAAAAGGAUACUCUCUCUUAUUAUUGUUGUUGGUUUUUAUUACGAUUUAUCGUAAAUUUCUGAAGCAAUUUUUUCUAAUGUAAGAAAGGUGAUUUAAAAUAUACUGUUAUGCAUACUAAUAAAUAUUGUUCAUUAUUGCGUACAACUGUUAAACACGUUUGCAUUCAGCAAAACAUUUACAAGUGCGUAGCCAUCGUAGUGGCUGCAACAAGAAGAAUCGUACACUUUCUCUAUCGGACCUUUUGUUCACAAUGCAUCCUGUAUUGGUUUUCUCCUGUCUGUUAAAACACAGCAUCGAAAUAACGGAAGUAUAGCGAACGCUGCCCAGAACACUACUCGCCAAUUACGUGAAACAAUGUCUUCCGUUGUGAUGAGUGAUCAUUCGUGGCAUGUUCUUCAUUUCUCUUCAUUUGCACAAAAGCAUGAGCCGGUUCGAUGAUAGCACGCUACGCUAGUUGCUGGUGUAUGCGCAUUUCUCUCGUCUUAUCAGCGCAUAAAAAUGGGUUUCCAAUUAACAACUGCACAAUUGCGUAACUGCAGGCGUCCUCUACGAUCCAAGGCUUUGCGUGUAGGACGGGCUGGACGGUUGAAUGCAUCCCAGCAGUUAGUGGGCGCCCAACAGUUGUCUGAGAAAAUGCGUGAAGGAUGCAAUCUGUGCUCGAAGAGUAGCGCAAAAAGUGUGUGUCUGUGUGUGCUUUGCCUUUUUCGCAAAACGAUAGGUUUUAUUGAUUGUUGCAGUUUUGCGAUUUUAGUUCACCUCCGAUUGCUAACCAGUGCGGACCAGAUUCCACCAGCCCGUACCGAUCCAAAUCCGAGGGCGUGUGGUAUUUGACCAAAAGAGGCAAAAAAUACCGAAAAGCAUCUACUAGCAACUAGUUCUUUGGUGCCAACCCGUGGAGCCCAAAAUUGUGUGCCACGAUGGGGCGAUUUCCGCUGCUGACGGUGAUAGUGUUACUGUUGGGUGUGGUUAUGCUAGUGAACGGUUCGAGUGAAGCGGCUAAAGCCAAGAGUGAAAUUGGUAGUGUAACAUAUUUGGACGUUCUGAGAAGGAUAACGAACCUGCGGGGUGAAGAUAUACGAAAAAAUCUACGUUCACUACGACAACUUGCCAUACAGCAUGGACUGAUUAAGAGAAGUGACGUGUAUGAACCCACUGCCAGGGUCAGCAACGAAGAGCAGUCAUCGGAAGGGGAAGAAUCUUCGCUGGAAUCAGAACCGGGUCAGGACGAUACGGCCAUUGCUGAAGGUGAUUGUGAUGGUCGUAAGAAGGGUGGCGGAGGUGGCAGUAACAAUAACAUUGUAGUGGCUGGCGGUGGUGGCGGACACGACGAUGGUUCGUACUCGAUCAGCAUCGAGGAAGGGGGCCACAAGAAGGGCAAAAAGGGUAAGAAAGGCAAGAAGCAUCGCAAGCAUAAGCGCAAGGGUUGGAAAAAGCACAUGAAGAAAGCCGUCCCGAUCGGGAUGGGAAUACUCGCCCUGAAAGCCUUACUGCUGCACUUCAUUCUGAAAAAGCUUGUGAUGGCAACGGCACUGUCUUUGUUGCUGAGCAAAAAAUCACUGCUAGUGUCGUCGUUGAUUGCGUUGAAGCUGUUGCUGCAGCAGCCACAUAGCAAUGAUAAGAGCGAAAGCAGCAAGCUAGAGGUGGUCCACAUUCCGAUCCGCAAAGAGGCCGGUUUUCACAAAAAGCAUCAGCAGCAGCAAGUACCGUCGGGCAAGAUGAAGCUACCAUCAAUCGGUACAUCACCUCCGAGUACGACCAAGGCGCCGAGCUCAAGUCUUUCGCUGUUCGAUCCGUAUGUCGGUUCUACGCCACACCAGAUUCAGCACACGCACCAGCAGAUGGCUGACUUCGGUGGCAAAUACAUUCCGCUCGGCUAUGAAACUAAUCAUUUCCACUUCGAUGCUACUCCUUCGGGGCCCACUUUCGGUGACUCGGGCCUUAACUCGGUGCAGAACGUGGAACAGUUCUUCGACGAUGCAGACGAGCUGCAAUUUGAUCGGCAGGACAACGGUUGGGACGGUUGGAGCGGAUGGAACCGUGGUGAGCGGUAUGAGCAGUCCGGGCCAUCGGCACUAGCGAGCGGUGUUGUAGCAGGCGGUAGUGGUGGAGGAAGCAGCGACACAGGUUCUUAUAUCGGUUGGGGUGGAACAGAAUACGGAGUGGCAGCGCCGGAGCAGCAGCAGCCGACGAGCAGUGGUUACGGUUCGCUUAAUCGCAGUCAGUACGGCGAAGUGUUUGACGGUUACCGACACACAGUGCAGGCCAAUAACCCGCCUCGGCUGCACCAGCUAAUCGGUAGGAGAAAGCGAAAGUUCUAACGUAGGCGACGAACCCAUCCCCACAACAAUAGGAGAGGCAGUGUAAGAGGACGAAUGAUGAAAACAAACAAGCAAAUACCGGCAGGUUCAUGUCGAGAUAGGGGAAUGCAGAUUAUGCCACGUUGAAGCGAAACGAUGAAGCUGAAAUUGAUGCAGCAUUUAUGUGACAUAGCUUCAAAACAUUGGGAAGAACACAGACGAAUGGAACCAUGAAGUACAUGCAAACUAAGAAAGUGAAGAGAAACAUCGUUUUUGAUCAAAAUUUCACGUUAAAGAGGUAGUAGAAAAACAAGAUUAUUUUUUUUGUUACGAAAAACAAAUUAGAGUAGUUGCUUGAAGAUUUACUAAUUGAAGUUAGGAAGUUCUAUAUGAAAAGAAAUUUUGCUGUGCGGUUCUUUUCCCUUCAAGGAGAACGAAGAUAUUCGCAAAUGGACAAUAUUGAAUGUUAGCAAAAGAAGUCAAGCUAUACGAAUGAUUUGAUCACGUAAGGAACGCUUAGAAAACAAAGAGCAAGAUCAGAAAAGCUUAUAGAUCACGCUGGAGCAUCCUUUGCUAGGAACUACAAGCGUAACCAUAGUAUCCCACCGUAAUUUAUAAUUAUUUAUUAUAUUCGUAAGCUUUGCAGAAUGGUGCAGGUCGUGUUCGCCGGGACCGGGCAGAGGGAAAGGGCUUGUGCAAUUAAAUAGGAAGGUUUUUUGGAACGAGAAUUCGACUGUUAUGAUCAAUAGCCACGAAAGUGGUAACUAAAUAAAACUGCUUACAGUUGCUCCUGCAUGGAGCAACACACCGUU